AUGUCUUCGCAAGUCCGCGGAUCACGCCCUAAUCAGGAACGGCGCAACGCAAGGGAACGCAAUCGAGUUCAUCAGGUGAACCAUGGUUUUGAUUUGUUACGGAAUCGAGUUCCAAAGGCUGGAAUCAACAAAAAGCUCUCGAAGGCCGACACUUUGCGGGAAGCCGUCAGAUACAUUCAAUACCUACAAAGUUUGCUGCUUUCUGAUGGUGGAAUGAACCAAGCAGAGUACAUGUCACCAUCGUGCUCCGUUAACCAGUCACUCUACCAACAAUCGGAAAUGGAAUUCGACGUCUACUUCCCUUCGGAAUCAUCCGCAAAUAUGUCUCAACAGACCAGUCCAGCGCUAUCUGCGUACGGAACUCCUCAGAUACCUCCCGCCUGCCAUCCAGGUGUUCGUCCUUCUCCUUGA
Messenger RNA from Necator americanus (New World hookworm), 411 nucleotides. RefSeq lists its product as uncharacterized. Gene Ontology annotation, biological process: developmental process; regulation of transcription by RNA polymerase II. NCBI's taxonomy places the organism in Eukaryota, Metazoa, Nematoda, Chromadorea, Rhabditida, Ancylostomatidae. Gene Ontology annotation, molecular function: RNA polymerase II transcription regulatory region sequence-specific DNA binding; DNA-binding transcription factor activity, RNA polymerase II-specific; protein dimerization activity. The transcript has 4 exons. The record is from RefSeq and is a predicted model, not a curated record. The coding region runs from base 1 to 411 and encodes 136 amino acids.